Colletotrichum fioriniae is the source of this 1023-nucleotide messenger RNA. The record is from RefSeq and is a predicted model, not a curated record. NCBI's taxonomy places the organism in Eukaryota, Fungi, Ascomycota, Sordariomycetes, Glomerellales, Glomerellaceae.
AUGUCUUCCCUCCCAAUUACACAGAGGGCAGCAAUGCUUGAGCAGCACGGCAAGCCUCUCGUCAUUAUUGAAGACAGACCCAUCCCAGAAGCCAUUCCUGGCAGUAUUGUCGUCAAAGUCCUCGCCACACCAUUAUCACGCUACGCAAGAACCGCAUUUGAUGGUACAAUUCCUGCUCCCACUCUCGACCCGCCCUUUGUCCCAUGCCCAAGAACUCUCGGUUAUGUGCACAAAAUUGGCAGUGGCACAACAUCCUUCAAGGAGGGGGACUUGGUGCAUGUCGAGCCUGUAAUCAUGGCUCGCGAUGAUCCAAACGUAUUCAUCAUGCAGGGCCACAUCAAGGGGCCGCCUGGCGACAAGACAGACAGAUUGGCCGAAGGAGAGUUUCGCGACGGUGCUCUUCAACAGUAUCAACGUGUUCCGCUCGAGAACAUCUAUCGUAUAGACGAGACACUCGUCCGAAAGCUAGGCGUCGACCUGAUCAACCUCGUCUCUAUUAGCACGUUUUCUCCAGCCGCCGGUGCCCUAUUUGAGUCAGCGAAGCUCAGGUUCGGCGACACAAUCAUCAUUGGACCAUCGGGCGGAACGUUUGGUGGAAGCGCUGUUGAGCUGGCCCUAGCGGUCGGGGCAAACGUCGUUGCCCUGGGACGAAACGCGGAAUUGUUGCAAACCAUGGAGCAGAGCUUAAAGUCUUCUCGGCUUAGUGCCGUUCUCAUGACGGGCGACGUCGAAACUGAUGCCGCUGCCAUUCUCGCGGCCACACCUGGAGGUGUCGCCGUCGCUCCCUUUCUACCAUCGGCUAUUCGCGCGCUCAAACCCGGCGGGCGAAUCGUAGUCAGCGGUGGAGCUUACGGCUGCUUGGAGGUUCCGUACAUAUCGAUGGUGUUCAAAAGGCUGUCGGUCAAAGGGUCCUUCAUGUGCAAUCGCGACUCUAUGAUAAGGCUGAUCCACAUGAUCGAAUCAGGACAGCUCGACAUUAGCACUGGAAGUGGUACUCAGGCUCGAAAGUUUGGGCUCGACUAG